AGUGACGCAAACUAUGGAGUACUCCAACUCAAUCGAAUCUUUCACUGGUCAGUGUGAACUGCUAAAAACUAUUUAAUUGAGGUCUAUACCUCCAGAUUUUUAUUAGUUAUUCACUUCAAUACUCCCUUUUCGAGCACUGAUUCAAUGACGCAACUGUUAUGGAAAAGAUCCCCGGUUCAGAGGUCCAGGUCCAGAUGGACUUGGGAACAGCACAUCCUGCUCCCUCCAGAGGACAAUGGUCAAACAAAAUGGAGUUCCUAUUGGCGGUUGCAGGACAGAUCAUAGGCCUUGGAAACGUGUGGAGGUUUCCUUACCUGUGCUACAAAAAUGGAGGAGGCGAGUCCCGCUAUAGCUAAAUGGAAACCCACACAGAGACCGCCAUGUUUGUGAUAACGUGUUGAACAAAAACCCAAAGAAAUGCCUUUCAACAACAUUAUUUUAUUCCAAUGGAUGUGGGUCACCACCUAAACAUCUUGUGCUCCUCAGGGAUUGGUUAUGGAAGCCAAGUGGUUGUUUCAUACUCCAGUAUGUACUACAUCAUCAUACUGGCCUGGGCAUUCCUGUAUCUAUUCUCCUCUUUCAACGCAGAACUUCCCUGGGCGACGUGCAGUAACAGCUGGAACACCGAUAACUGCGUGGAGUUUCAUCAAAGUCUUGAACCUUUUAACACGACUUUGACUGAAAAUGCAACAUCACCAGUGAGAGAAUUCUGGGAGAGGAGAAUUCUGAACAUCACAGGAAACAUCAAUGAGCUGGGCAGUGUUCGGUGGGAGCUGGCUCUGUGUCUGCUCUUAUCCUGGAUCAUCUGUUACUUCUGUGUGUGGAAGGGAGUGAAGUCUACUGGAAAGGUAGUUUACUUCACUGCUACCUUCCCGUAUCUGAUGCUGGUCGUGUUGCUCAUUCGUGGACUCACACUCCCAGGGGCCUUAAAUGGAAUCAAGUUUUACCUUUAUCCAGAUCCGUCCCGUCUUGCUGAUCCACAGGUGUGGAUGGAUGCCGGCACGCAAAUAUUUUAUUCCUAUGCUAUUUGCAUUGGUUGUCUUACUGCACUGGGCAGCUACAAUAAGUACAACAAUAACUGCUACAAGGAUUGUAUAUAUUUGUGCCUCUUGAACAGUGGAACCAGUUUUGUGGCUGGUUUUGCCAUUUUCUCUGUUCUUGGAUUUAUGGCCUUUGAGCAGCAAACAGACAUAUCAAAGGUGGCAGAGUCAGGCCCGGGCCUGGCUUUCAUCGCCUAUCCUCGAGCUGUCACCUUGAUGCCUCUUCCUCAGCUUUGGGCAACAUUAUUUUUCAUGAUGAUCAUCCUGCUAGGUCUGGACAGUCAGUUCGUGGGCCUGGAGGCUCUUGCAACAGCCAUUUCUGACUUGAACCCCAGCUUCUUCCAAGUCGGCCAUCGGCGUAAACUUCUGCUGCUCGUCAUCUGUGUCAUCUGUUUUCUCAUUGGCCUGGUUAUGGUGACAGAGGGAGGACUCUACGUCUUUCAGGUGUUUGACUAUUAUGCCUGCAGUGGAAUGACUCUGCUGCUCUUUGCUCUGCUGCAGUCCGUGUGUAUAGCUUGGGUUUAUGGUAUUGAUCAGUUUUAUGACAUCAUUGAAGACAUGAUCGGAUACAGACCUGUGUCUGCAUUUAAGUACCUCUUGAAAUACGUGACCCCAGUGAUCUGCUUGGGGACAUUCAUCUUCUCGCUGGUCAAGUACACUCCUCUGAAGUUCAACAACACCAUCGAGUAUCCGUGGUGGGGUUACUCGCUUGGCUGGUGGUUCACGCUUUCAUCCACACUGGUUGUUCCCUUAGUGAUGCUGUACAACCUGUCCGUCACUCCCGGUACACUGCGACAGAGAAUCUCACUUCUAUGCACUCCAUCUGAAGACCUUCCUCUGACUAAACCGGAGAAAACGGCUCUGGAGCUGCUGAAAAUGUCCUAAUCUUCCCUGAACACGGGGUGGAAGUGUCUGUGAACAUCAGAGGAUGUCAUGGGAACCCCCACUCUCAGCUAGAAUCCCUAAACCCGCUGAAGACGGACUGUAAGCACCAUGCAGGAAGCUUAGAGCCCACCCUGGGGUGGGACACAACAACAGCUACUAACUACUAACAACACUGUAGGAACCUUCCACUGAUUCAACUCGUCUCAGGCAUGGAAAGCUUUUCUCUUUGUUACUAGUUUUCUUACAGUUACUGUUGCAAAUGUUUGCAAAAAUCAAUUAGAUGGGUUUUCAUUUUUAAUUGGUGUAAAUUCAUUUGAUCAUAAAGCCUCAUGACUAAAAUCUGAAAUAACAUCUACACAGGAAAUGUUUUCAUACAUUGCACAGUAAAGCUUAACUGUGUUCAAAUAUUUUCAUCCCAAAGAAGAUGGAAUCCACUUUUAAACAAAGUAUUCAACCCACAAAUGCAGAAUUUCCUAGAGGGAAGGUAAAAAUGAAUCCAUGCCUGCAGAAGUACAACAGCUGAGGAGAAAAACGCUUCACAUUUGAUCCUCAGCAGUUGGUUGAUGUGAAAACAGAAGGUUACUUUUAUCCAAAGAUGCUGACAUCACCGUUCCCAGCUGUCCUUGACAGGAAGGAGCGUCUAAUGAGCAGUCGGGGUGAAAAGGGGUAACUGUAACCUGUUUUACCCCGACUGCUCAGUGGCCUCUGCAUGCCACACACAACUUUUAAAGUUGUACACAGUAUGUUUUUAUAAAUCUUCUUCUAUGCCCUUUUAUUUGUCCUACAAAUAUCCAGUAUUCAAAGUUACCAGAUGAUCUACUGUCCUGUUGGAAAUACUUUAUUUAAAAAUGUGCAUCAGCUUGUAGGUCAACCUUUGUGUCACAUCUGAUCCAUGUAAAUCUGUAAAGCCAGUACUGUUUACAACCUAUUGUAAAAUAGUGUAUAGUAAGAUUUUGUUUAACUCAAUGAUAUUUUUUUAAUCACUAUUUAAUGAAAAGGAUCCUUCUUAAAGAUUUGUUAUUUUCAUGUAAUUUCAUUGUUGGGUGUCAUUGUGUACAAUUUUCAGUGAUUUUCCUUUACUGUUUCUUCAUGAUCAUUAAUAAAAGCACAUGAUAAUAUUCA
Molecule: messenger RNA, 3047 nt
Organism: Oryzias latipes (Japanese medaka)
Lineage: Eukaryota; Metazoa; Chordata; Actinopteri; Beloniformes; Adrianichthyidae
Product: sodium- and chloride-dependent GABA transporter 2
Biological process (GO): nitrogen compound transport; amino acid transport; sodium ion transmembrane transport
Cellular component (GO): plasma membrane; cell projection
Molecular function (GO): gamma-aminobutyric acid:sodium:chloride symporter activity
Source: RefSeq, a predicted model, not a curated record